GAAAUAGAUAAAUAAUAAAUGAUCUGAGAUUGAUGAAGAAAAUUAAUAAAUGAUAAUUGUGAUCACGUGACAUACAGAAUGAAAAGGAAUACAAAAUGGAAUUUACAACUGUUUAUACUGGGAAUAUGUUGGGCCCACGUCAAAUCUUUCGACUGGGGAAAUGACUUUCCUAUAAAAACGGAAAUUGGAUGCGACCUGUACCCAAUAGCACUCGGAUGCCCCGGAAGUGACGUCAUACAGAUUGUCACUGCAGAAUAUGGCCGUCAGAACACAGACACUUGUAUUACGUCCAGUGGGAAAAUGAGAAACACAAAAUGCUUUCUUCCCGAAGCUAAAGAAAUAGUAGAAAAUCUAUGCAACAAUCAGACACAAUGUUCCUUUCAAGUUUCGUCAGCCAACUUUCCUGAUCCUUGUCCUGGUACACACAAGUAUUUAAAGACAACGUUCAACUGUGUGAAAUACAUGUUUGGAUGUCCUGGUUCUCUGACUGGAAUCGGAUCCGAAAUCGUGACUGCAGUUGAAAUUCAACCACAAUCUGGAACUUGGACGAAAGAUCCGCUUUCCAGUCCAGAUCAUGUGUUUUUCAUGUCUUCCAGUCAACAAAUUAUACAGGAAUACCGGAAUUGGGAUGAUUUUGUGACCGGAAAUCCUUCAUAUCGGUAUAAUUUGCCUUCGAAAGCAGCACCGGGGAAUAUUGUCGUAUAUGACAGGAAUUUAUAUUAUGUAAAGGCGAAUUCCCGCAGUAUCAUUCGAUACAGUCUGAUCACUCAGCGACGAACAAAAGAAACUGUUAUACAGCCAGAAACUGGUAUCACUCAGAAUCGGGAUAUCUCCUUAUCAGUAGAUGAGAAUGGAAUCUGGGUUAUCUAUCCACGACAAAGAGGCUUUAUCACUAUCAGUAAACUUGAUAAAGACCAACUAACUAUAUCGGAAACUUGGAACACGAAUCUUCGAAUAUCUGAAUCUCUUCACACUUUUAUCAUAUGCGGAGUUCUAUAUUCAAUUAGUUCGUCAACUGGACAAAUGGACUAUUUCUAUAACACGGAACUUAAACAAGAAAAACGCGGAAUUAAUGUUCCCUUUGACGCAGUCCGGGCACCUAAUUUUGCGUAUGGGAAUAAUUAUCGAAGCGAUUCUGGCCGUCGAUCGUUUCUUCGUUACAAUGCUACCUCUGUAGCUUAUAGUCCUCGAGAUAGACUUUUAUACGUGUGGGAUGAAAAUAAUGCCAAUGCUGUCUACUAUAAGCUACAUUUUGACGACGAGAAUAAGAAUGGCGGAGGUGGACGUGUUAAAACAACAAAAUCCACGUACACCACAAGGAUCCUUACGACACCUAAAAGGAAACCAACUACCAGAACUACAACAACUAGGCAUGCUAGACCAACUUUGGUAUCCAGUGUACCAGUACAACCGUUACCGAGUGUUGGAGAGCCAGAUGAGGAUUUCUUCCCGCUUGUAGACUUCUGCUUCCCGACUACAAGAGGGAAUAUCAAUUGGCCUAAAACAAACAUUGGGCACACAGCGAUCAUGUCUUGCUCGGAUGGAUCCGCCGAAUUCGCUAUAUGGAAAUGCGUCCGUGAACUAUCCAUGCGUGAAGCAGCAUGGCACCUGGCAGGUCCUGAUUUGUCAAAAUGUAUCACGUGGGCAAAUGACGUGGAAACAAAAUUCGACGCAGGUCUCAUAGAUCGAGCAACUGCAUUCUCGACUCUCGCUUUGCAAAUUUCCGAAAAAACCGAACACAGUGAAAAGUCUGUUCAACUUGCGAUUGAAUUGAUGAAGAAGUUAUUGGAAGACCCGGCGUUAGGAUCGGUGGAAGAAGUUGAAAUUAUACUCGAGUCGGUGACAACUAUUGCAAACAAGAUACUCAAUUCUGCUGAAUCAAUGAAAGACAUGAAUACGAAGAAAAAAGCUGAAAUUGCGGAUACACUGAUGAAUGAAGUUGAAAAGGCUGCGUUCCUUUAUGCCGACUCAGUUGCUAUGACACCUCCUGAUACAAGAAAUAAUGAACCAUUCAUAAUUGUAAACGACAAAAUGAUUGUUCAAGUAGACGUCAGGGAAAGAAAAUCCGAACCGAUGACGACAGAAUCUGUGACGUCAUUUCCAAGUGAAGAAUCCUGUGCUUUUGGCACGAAAAAUUGUGGUGAUGACGUCAUAAGAAUUCACGACUCCGAAAUUAUGGGACAAAAAGGCCUAGGUCCAGCGACCGUCGUUUUUGCGUUGUACCAAAACCUUGGUGAUUUUCUCGACCAAUCAAGUAAUGACGUCAUCGAUGAUGUCACAACGUGGAAAAUAGACUCCAAAGUUAUAUCAGCAACUUUUAGAGGUCAUGGAUUCCAAACAAAAUUGGAUAAACCUGCCGUAAUCGUGCUUGAACAUAAGAAGCCGUCACACCUGCCACACCGCUGCGUCUACUGGGAUUACUCGGAGAGCACAAAUUCUGGCAACUGGAGCGACACUGGUUGUCGAAUGAUAGAGAACAACGAGACCCAUACAGCAUGUGAAUGUGAUCACCUGACAAGUUUCGCGCUUCUUGUAAAUCACGCGGGAGUUACCAUGGCACCGAUUGAUGACGUAGUGCUUGACAUCAUAACGAGUAUUGGAAUUUGUAUCUCUAUUGUCUGCCUCGUAAUGUGCAUCUUUACGUUCUGUUAUUUCAGAAACCUUUACAACGAUCGCAACACAAUUCACAAGCACCUCUGCAUCUGCCUUCUCAUCGCUGAAACGAUAUUUUUAAUCGGAAUCAACCAAACGCAGAAUAAAAUUGCUUGUUCGAUCAUUGCUGGUUCGCUCCAUUAUUUCUUUCUUGCUGCUUUCUGUUGGAUGGCAUUGGAAGGCUUUCAACUUUACGUCAUGUUGGUUGAAGUAUUUGAAGCGAACAGUUCAAGAUGGAAAUGGUAUUACCUUGUUGGAUAUGGCGUUCCAGCUUUAAUUGUCGGUGUGUCUGCUGGUAUCGAUCAUGCAGGGUAUGGGACAGACAGUGUCUGUUGGUUAGAAUUCGAUUCCGGUUUCAUUUGGAGUUUCGCAGGUCCCAUACUAGUCAUUAUUCUACUAAACCUCGUUUUCCUCUCAAUCACUGUAUAUAAGAUGUACGUUCAUACGAUGUCGUUCACUGAUUCUGGAAAGAUAAAUUCAAUCAAAGCGUCAGUUCGUGGGGCGUCUGUUCUUCUCUGCCUUCUUGGAAUAACUUGGGCGUUUGGUUUCUUAUGGAUCAGCGAACACAUGACGGUCGUGGCCUAUUUGUUCUGCAUAUUCAAUGCAUUUCAAGGAAUGUUUAUAUUUAUAUUCCACUGCUUAUUACCAAGAAAGAUACGCGAGGAAUAUAAAAGGGCUUUCGACUCAAUUACAUGCUGCCAGAGAAUGCAACGAGGGACUUAUGCAAGUAACAGCAUGUCGUUCUCAAAGCGAUAUACACCCGAGAGGACGUUACCAAAUGGAUUGACUUGCCAAGCUAGUCAAAAUGCACAGAGCCAGCUUCAAAUAAUGUGGAAUGAGACUGUUGCACCAAAAGCUACCGAAUCAUCACCGAUGGCUGGUUCUGAAAUUUCACCGAAUAUUCUUCACGACAGAGUCACUCAAUCUCUCUCAAGAGAACUCUCAAAUAUGCAAGGAGUCUCACUCCGUGAUCGUUCCAAUUCAACAUCGUCCUUUCUUUAUUUCUACUCUGUUGAUAAAACGCCUCAUAAGCCCGAUAAACCGGCAAUAUUCGGUUCCACGGAGCCCCGACCUGUGAGACGGCAUAUGGUUAUUGUACCAACUUGCAAACGACACACUAUUAUAAUACCAGAUUCCAGCCGUGUUACGAUGGGCACGAGAGGUUUCUCUACUCGUAAUCUGCAACAAAAUCAUACACUGCAACAGGAAGACGAAGUAUUCCUUCCCUUGCAACCUGAGUUCGAAUCCCACCCACAUCACCAAAAUGAGACAAUGUUACAAAACAGCCCGAACGAAGUUUCGUAUGAUCGUUUACAACAUCACCGACACCAGGGAGCGCCAUUUUAUUCUCACCCCCACCCCCCACCUGGGAGAUUCCAUACCGGAAUACCACCAUCAUUUAGACAUUACAAUGGGGAUAACCGUACGUCUACGGUCGCACAGCACGACUGCCGUACGCACCAUCACGCUAUGGCCAACACCCAAUCUCAUGUUAACAACUUUACAGUUCAUAGUUCGACUCCAAGGCUUGCGGAAGCUAUCCAUCAAUGCGGAAAUGAACAUCAUUUAAAGCGCUACCCCGAACGACAAAGUAGUUACGAUGACAACAUAGUAAAUAGAAAAAGAGACUCUGGAAUAAGUAUAAACAAUUUACCACAAAAUUCGAUUCUACCUAAUAUGGAACACGAUGCAAAAAGGUCGCAUGAUAAUUUGAUAUACCAUGCCAAUGGUCCCAAUAUACCGAUCAUACAAAGGCAGUCUCAGCCAAUCAGGUUAGAGAAUUCACAACGAGACAUUUAUUCGCCCAGUGAUUCGGCAGCCAGAAGACUGUCUCAGCCAAUCAGAAUCGAGAACGAAAUUUUGUCAUCCAAUCAGAAUUGCCCAUUGGUAUCUUCGGACGACGAAAGACAUAAUGAAUUACAAUAUUCAAGUUCGAAUACUCAAAGGUCCGAAUUGGCUCAAAAUUGCGCAGCUAGAAACAAUGUAGCAGGCAAUCGUACUAACCCUACAUCGAGACUACAAAAUGUCCGAAGAUGCCGUAAAUCGCUGAGUUCCGAAUCGGACGAUCCAAUAGUUACUGACUGCAGCAUCACCAGCAGUGCGGGUUCGUCCUUAGAAAACGCAUCUCCGUCCAUACAUACUUGCCAAAGCAUACAUGAAACACUUCCCAAAGAGCCGUAUUACGAAGAACCUAUUUGCGUUCACAAACGAAGGCUUCCGAAUCCACCUAUCAGCGUCCGAAAUCACAAAGAGCACUGGCAUCCCACAGCAUCGAUAAUUUCGGACCACAGCAGGGACGAAACCGACUUUGAAGUUGAAAGGUUAACUUCGGAUGCAUGUGUCAAUGACUACGAUACAUCUACGGACUACCAACUUUCACCAUUAUCAAGUAUAGGACAUAGUGAUGGGACAUCUCGGUCCGAAUUUACGGACGCAGAGGAGAAGUUAAUUUCGGCCCCAGCUGGUUAUAGAACGGGUAUGGUAGGAAAUUCUACUUAUUCAUCAAUGCCCGUGAACGUUGGGGGCAGAAAUGUCCCGCAAAUGGGGUGUUUCGGACAAAAAAUAUUUCCAAGUUCUCAAAAUAGCGUCGAUUAUUCUCAAAACCCAAAUACGUAUCUCUCAUGCAAACAACCGAGCAUUCAUGAAGAUAUGGGCACGCGCAUGAUCACCAACUUAUAAGAGUUUACUUUGUCAAAAUCUUGAAUAUUUUAUGUGUUUCGCGCCUUUGCUUUAUAUAGGGCUUAAAAAAGGCAGAUUGUGCUGUGUAAGAAACUAUGUUGUUUCAGUAGCUCUUGAGUUGUUCAGUGUUUGCCACUCGCUUUUGCUCAGAGAUGAGUCUCCUUCACUUCUGAGUGAGUGACCGUUACUUUUGCUCAGAGAUGAGUCUCCUUUACAUCUGAGUGAGUUUGCAUACCUUCCCUCAGAGAUGAGUCUCGUUCACUCAUGAGUGAGUUGCUGUAACAUUGUUCAGAGAUGAGUCUUCUUUGUUUCUAAGUGAGUAAUAUUCAAGAUUCGAUUCGAAAAAAUAUCCGAUUCGAUCCUGAAAUACCACGUAUUGGAAAAUGACUAGACAUUAUACAAAGAAUCCAUUUAAAAAAAUAUUUUAAUUUAUAGAUUGGAAUUGAUUUUUUUCCGGGUGGAAUAUUCCAUUGUGAAACUUUACGAGGAAAGAAUUUUCUGCGUGUAAUUUCCCUUCUUAUUUCUGUUUCAACUAAUUUUACUUCAAUUUCUUUAUUAAUUUUUUUUGGCAUUAAGUAGCACUACUUUAUUCUUUUUUAGUUAAUACCUAGGAAUGCAUUAGCCAAACUUAAACGUUAAGUUAAACGUAUGAAGCUGAUUAUUUUCAAACUUAAUUUUCAACUAAGCCAUAGAACUGUUUUUACAUAUGUAUUGCUAUUGUAGCAUUUCCAUAUUUUCACAUUUUCAAAACAAGUCUCUACACGAAAAGCCUCUGGUAUUUUCUGUGUCAAUUUAUAUGAAAUAAGUCUGAAACCCUUGAUUCAACUCAGCCAACUGAACUGAAUGAGUGAUUUGCUUAGACGAGUUUCUUGAAAACGUGUUAAACCCUUAAUAGGUUAUCUAGCUUAGCGAUUUUUUGAAGGCUUGAAAUUAGUUUGUAGAAUGGGUACUCCCGUAGUGUGUGUACCAGGUUAGGGUUACGCCAUAAUUUUAUUUCGAUUUUCCCUGUUUUUCUUCUAUUACGAGUUCGGGGACUGUCUAUGUUAGCCAGGUGAAUAUACCCCCUGUCCAUAGGCUUCAGUCCCUUUUACUUGAUGUAAAGUAGGCGAACAAAAUUAGUUAUUUCCAUAUUGGUAUACACACUUCUGGAGCGCUGUCGAAUGACUACCCAUAUUUGCAAGUUAAGUAUUCUAAACCGUUCGACAUAUUUCAAACUUGCUUUUCAACUCAGACCGUUUCAAAUUCCAACUUCGAACCACUUGCGUAGAAUUACUGAUUCGUUUAUGUUUGCAAGUCGAUAUUCCAAAUCGUUUACUUUAUUUACUUUAUAUUACCUAAUUACCGAACUCAAAAACUAAGUUGUUUUAGUGUUAGACUAAACUGUAUUGGAAUCUAUAUCCACCACUUCUUCCAGCGUGUAAUAAAUUGAGUAGGCAAUGUCUCUUCAAAACCUAUAAUAACUUUAUCAAUAUGCCGUAUAACAAAUUAAACCCGGCAGCAUUUACAGCUCACUCACUCCCAAAACGUCCUUCGGUCAAACUAUGUUGUUACAGAACACCAUUAUUUCAAAUUUCAUGUAAAUUUCUGUUUUUUUUUUAUUGCAAUGUACAAACAUGAUUAUUUAAACUGCACUUUUCAUUUUUUUUUUUCAACUUAUUUUUUGAAAUAAUAAAUUUUGAU
Molecule: messenger RNA, 7011 nt
Organism: Styela clava
Lineage: Eukaryota; Metazoa; Chordata; Ascidiacea; Stolidobranchia; Styelidae
Product: adhesion G protein-coupled receptor L3-like
Biological process (GO): cell surface receptor signaling pathway; adenylate cyclase-activating G protein-coupled receptor signaling pathway
Cellular component (GO): plasma membrane
Molecular function (GO): carbohydrate binding; G protein-coupled receptor activity
Source: RefSeq, a predicted model, not a curated record